CACACACACACGCAGUGUCUCUGCUGUGACUGUGUGUGUGUGUGUGCGUGUAUCACUUCAGAUGCUCAGACAGAAUUAAAAAAUGCGCUCCUCCGCCCUGUCACCAGUGUUGUGCGCAUUUUCUUGACAAGCCCCGUGUUUUCCCACAGCAUGGUGCACGGCGGACUCAAAAGAAGCCUCAGCACUUCAUCUUCAUUCAUACACAACCAUUAAAGAAAAAAGAAAAAAAAAGAAACUCUCUCUCUCUCGGACGCCUAAUUAAAAAGACAAGCAGACCAGGCACGCCGCCGAGCAACACCUGUUCCCACCUUCACAGCGAGAAGAGAGAAGAUGCAGGAGGCUACCCAGCGAGGCUCUCAGCGGGCCUUCAGCGUCCUGGAUCGUCUGCUGGUCACACACCCCGUGUGGCUGCAACUGUCACUCAACCAAGACUCCGCCCUCUACAUCCUGCUCAGAGAGCCCGUUGGGACAUUUUUGGUGCGUAAAUGCAGCUCCAGCCAGAGGAAGGUGCUGUGCUUGAGAGUGACGGCAGACAAAAGUGCCUCCUCUGUUAAGGAGUGCUUCAUCUGCGAGGAGGACUCCACAUUCGCCUUGGAGAGUUCGGCACUCAGCUUCCCCGACCUGUGUCGUCUGGUGGCCUUCUACUGUGUCAGCAGAGAUGUGUUGCCCUUCCCGCUGCAGCUACCGGAGGCCAUUGCUAAAGCCACAACACACAGGCAGCUGGAGGCCAUCUCACACAUGGGACAAGACUUCUGGAGUGUGCCGAGUGCCUCAGAGAUCCAAAAUGGACCGGUGGACCUGGUUGCAUCAACCAGUGGCAGCCAGGCUCAGACCCAGGACCGAUGUACCAUGCUGAGCCGGGGUAGACAAGGCAAACUCUGCUUCAUCAACCCGCUCUUCCUACAGCUUGAGGUUAGCAAGCAGCCGCAGCUCGUAAACCACAGCGCCUCGAAUAAACGGCACCGCUUCAAGCGCAGCAUGCGGCUCCGGCUCUCCGAGUCCUCCAUGAAUCUAUCGCUCGAGGGGAUCGGCUCCUAUUCACCUUCCUCAUCGGGGGACCAGCCCGGUGAGUCAGAGAGGCUGCAGAAGGCCGGCACCAACCCACAGAGAAGAGUUCACCCCGGGGCGGGGGUCCUGAGGAGAACUCCUGCUGUAUCACCAGGUUCUGCAGAGGAGGAGGACAUGAUGUCCGUCUAUGUGCCACAAACGUCUGCACAGGUGGAGGAGUUUCCACAGCCCCAGCCGUCCGCCCGAGCAAAGGAGUCAGGCAUCGAGGUGGCAGUUUUGUCCCUGGAGCGCCGUCCAGCUCCGUCCCUGGCUGAGCUCGACAGCAGCAGCUCCUUCAGCAGCAUGGACGAGGACAAUGACUCGGAUUCAGAUCCAGAAAGCAUGACCCAAGCCCAAACUAACAUCUACCAGCGCCCGCCGCUCGUGCGCUCUCGAGGCCGCGGCGGGCUGCACCGCAUGAGCGAGGCGUUUGUGUGUUUCUUCGCUCCGGACAAGAGGCUGACGCGACUGGUGGAGGAGCUGUCCAGAGACAGGCGCUCCACCUUUGGGGGCAUGGUUCAGGAUUUCCUCCUGGCGCAGAGAGAGGUGCUGAAAUCCCUGACUUCCUCUUCUUCUUCAUCCUCGUCUUCGUCACGUGUGACGUCCGUGCAGCUCCUGCAGGGUCUGCGCCUCUUUCUGUCCCAGGCGAAGUGCUGCCUGCUGGACAGCGGAGAGCUGGAGCCUCCCAUUGAAACUCUGGUACCAGAGAACGAGAAAGACCUGGCGUUGGAGCGGGCCAUGUUCUCCUGUGUGCUCCGGCCUCUGAGGUCCCACCUGGAAAAAGCUCUGGUUGAGCUGCACAAUCAGGACGGCACCUGCCAGCGUCUCACCAAGAACCUGCUCCAUCUGAAGGGGGACGCCGCCAUGGAGCGUCUCGGGGUUCGAACGGGCGUCCCCGACAGCCGUGGGGUGGAGAGGGUGAAGCAGAAGCUGGUCUUGAUGCAGAGGACGCACUCGCCUAUUGACAAAGUUCUGCUGCUGCUGCAAGUGUGCAAGUGCGUCCACAAGGCCAUGGGGUCCUUACAUGGACAGGAAGUGAGCUGGGACGACUUCCUGCCAUCGUUGUCGUACGUGAUUGUGGAGUGUAACCGGCCUCACAUCCUGAUAGAGGUGGAGUACAUGAUGGAGCUGCUGGAGCCGUCCUGGCUCGGAGGAGAGGGCGGGUACUAUCUGACCAGUGUGUACGCCAGCCUGUGUCUGAUCCAGAGCCUGGACAGGGAGCAGCCGUUCUCAGGUUGCCUGACGCCGGAGGCCCAGGAGGCGCUGAAGGAGUGGAGCUGCAGACGGAGCCGAGAGGCCCAGAGACAAAAGGAGAACCAGCAGAGCCAGAGGUGCGUUCGGAUACUGUUCCAGGACGGGGAGCGGAGCGCCGUGCGGACUUUGCAGUGGAGAGCCGGGGAGACCAGCCAGGCCCUGGCGCAGCUGUGCGCCUCCACCUUCGGAGUGUCCGACCCGCAGCAAUACACCCUGUACUGGCGCAGCGGCGGCGAGAUGAGGGCCCUGCCGCCUCAGGCCCAACCCCAGGACCUGGCCAGCCACAGCGAGGGAGGCCCCUCGCUCUCCUACCUGAGGACCGACCACGACUUCAGCAAGAUGCGGCGGCUCACCAGAGGUGGCGCCGUGGACCUGAGCGAGUCGGUGUGUGAGGAGUGAGUGGGAGGAAUGGGAGGAAGGAGGGAUGAGGGAGGAGGAGGUGGAGAUGGAUGGUUGCGCUCGCUUUCUCUCUCUCUCUUGUUCUGUCUCUUUCUCUCCGGCGGUGUGUUGUGUCUCGUCGUGGGUCAGGACUUGUUGUGAAAAACUACAGCCCUUCUCCAGACUAGGAGCAGACCUUAAACGGUAAACUCUUCCCUAAAUGGACCAACAUGCAGAGCAGAGCAGGACCAACAUAGGGACUGUUGCCAAAAGUUGUACUAUGUACCACUCAGUGUGGCUGCUGGUGUAAAGGAGUGUACUAUUUUUGUGACAUGGAAAAUGUGUAAUAAAUGGAUUUGGUUGUUAUUUGAAACAUGAACCCAGAGUUAUACCAUGAAGGGAUUACAUCAUUAAAAACGUGAGGAGGCUCAAAUCCAAAGACAAAUUCUGUGAGACUACUGUUGCCUGGAAACACAACAUCACUUCCUGUACGCACACGAGAAGGCAAAUUGUCCACCGGUGGCGGCGGUGGUGGUGAUGUAACCCUUUCACAGUAUAGUUCUGGGCAAAAUCUAAAAGACACUUGGAUGUUUUAUUACUUCACUUUUAUGUGUAAAAGUCUGCAGAUUUUUCGGAUGGAGAACGGCACCUUUCUGUGCCCCCUGGAAUACAGUUUGAUGUGUUUAUAGCCAAGACCAAACCUCAAUACCAAAGUGACAAAGAAAACCAGAUAAAGAGAGGCCAUUACGUGAUACAAACAGGUGUUUACUUUGAAAGAAAUCAGGUUUAAAAGCUCGACGGAAGCUUUAAAAAUCGGCUGUUUUUUAUUUUUAGAAUCACCCACAGAGAUGGUUUUAUUUUUGCUUUUUCGAGAAGAAGAAGAAGAAGAAGAAGCAGCACAGACUCUCCUCCUUGCUCGCGUAUUCUAUUAAGUGUUUUUGGCAGGUGGAGUAAUGAGCGAGUAGGAGUGAAGUGAUAGAGAAGCAUCAGCUUUCUGUUUUUAAAACCCGACACACCGAGACAACCUGCAACAGAUUUAAACAGACUUGCGAAUGUAUUAAAAUCUUUUUUUUUUCCCCCAGUCAGACUUUAAUCCCUUCACAACUGCAUUCAUUUCACGUUUCAAUUCAACUGCUUUUCAGUUACUACUGUUUCUCUUGGCCGUACUGUAAAAAAAACAACAACAACACCGCGUCACGACCUGGAACGACAGGGAAGUCAUACCAAUAAAACCAGGACCUCACGGUGACUGGUAGAAUGUAAAUGUAAAAAAUAAAAAGUCACCAGCUUCUGGUGACUCCUGCUGCAAGUCAUCACCAUCAACUGACUGUUCAACUCAGUGUCAUUACCAAUUAUCAUGUUGUGUAUUUAAAAAAAACAACAACUAACUUUUAAUUGUUCAAUUUGUUGGGUAGAUAUCAAACCUAAGUAUGGAUUUUCAACAUAUCUGGAGUUUUUAAUCGGCCCGAGGAGGUUCGUUUUGAGAACGAUGACGUGUUUUGAACAUUAUUGCAUGCUUUUUCAUUUAACGUGACAGUUCUGCGGAUGUGGUGUGCGUGUAUGUGUGCGUGUGCGUGCGUGAAGCAUGUGUUCAUUGUGAGAGCUCACUAUUUCUUUUCAGUGUAAAAACACAUUACUGUAUUUUGUCAGGUAACUCAGUAUCGCAAUAAAAAAGAUUGCAAUAUC
Molecule: messenger RNA, 4365 nt
Organism: Larimichthys crocea (large yellow croaker)
Lineage: Eukaryota; Metazoa; Chordata; Actinopteri; Sciaenidae
Gene: rin1b
Product: Ras and Rab interactor 1b
Exons: 12
Coding region: 331-2700 (789 amino acids)
Biological process (GO): vesicle-mediated transport
Cellular component (GO): cytosol; endocytic vesicle
Molecular function (GO): small GTPase binding; guanyl-nucleotide exchange factor activity
Source: RefSeq, a predicted model, not a curated record